AUGGAUGCAUCAAUGGUCAACGAAGCGGUGAUUGUGGCAAAGAAGGAAGUGGCAUCAUCAGGUGAUUCCUAUCGUGGUUCUUUGAGAAAAGCAAUCGAAGCGAUCAAGGUGAGGUCAGGCAUUGGAGAGCGGUCGGUGCUUGGAGCUGAUGGUUCCAAUAGCGAGCAAGUAGGAAGUAACACGACCGCCGCGUACACCGCCGAAACCCUAGUAGCCAUGGACUACCUAGAUGCGCACCCGGCACCGGCUGUUCACAACAGGAAGAUCGAGAACCGAGGAUCAUGUUCCAUUGUUCCAUGCUCAUAA
Molecule: messenger RNA, 306 nt
Organism: Miscanthus lutarioriparius
Lineage: Eukaryota; Viridiplantae; Streptophyta; Magnoliopsida; Poales; Poaceae
Source: the annotation of a GenBank genome assembly